GUAGAGUAUUGGUGAUCAUGCUUCUGCUUCGUGAACGAUGCGUGGUGACGCUGAGUGCGAUGCUUGUCGUGGAGCUCGAAGGCCUUGGCAACGUCGAUGCAGUUGACCACCAGCCUCUCUGUCGGAGCGUGUCCCUCUUGCCAACACACUUGAAAUUCGAGCUGCUGGCGUUAGUGAUCAAGCAUCCUCAGUGCUCGCCGGCGAUAUUUGCCAGUGUGCUGUCCAAUGACAUGGACAACAUAUCGCUCAAGGGCCUAGAGGCCCCUGCGACGUCUCUUCUUCCAGCGUGGACACGGCAGAAAAUGGGAACUCACCUCACUGACCUCGACUUGGCUUCCCUCAACCAGCUGACAUCCAGUGACCUGUUUACACUGUUGCACAACGUACCGCAGCUUCAAGUGCUGAAUGUGUCGUACAUCACUGCAUGGCACGAUGGCCACACGGUGCACAUCAUCCGACAGGCACCGCACCUCCGGGAAUUGCAAUUGGAGUGGUGCCAACACGUAACCGAUGUGUCUGUCACGCACAUUGCCAAUGCACGCAACCUCCGUUUGGAAUGUCUGGGGCUUACUGGCACCGCCAUGUCCUCAGCAGGGGUCGUCAAGCUAUCGUGUUGCGAGCACUUGCGAGAAUUGACGCUGCAAGCCUGCGAUCGCGUGGAUGCGCUGCCGUCGCCACUGCCCAACCUGCAAGUUCUCGACAUUCGAGGCCUCAGCUACAUCGCCGACGCUGAUCUGUUUGCCUUUCUAAAGCUUGUUUGGACAAACAUGCGCAAGGUCAACUUGGGCGAGAGCAAUCUAUCCAUCGCGUCCUUGACGGCGCUGCAGGCACAAGGAACGUGUCCUGUCCUCCACUGCUUGGAUCUGUCGUGGUGCUUUCAUCUGACCAACAAUGUCGUCGCAGCGUGCUUUCCCCUGACGCCGUUGCUGCAUACCAUCAAGUUGCGCUGCGUCGACAUUGACGAUACAUGUUUGGACGCCAUUGGGGCACACUGCCCUCGCCUUGUGAAAUUGAAUGUGGCGCGAUGUCGCGCCGUCUCGGAUAAAGGGCUGGCGUCGAUUUUUGCCAACUGCCCCGCCCUACAACACGUGGAUGUGGCGUGGACUCUUGUGUCGAACGCGGCUGUCCUCGACAUGCUCCACCUAUGUCCGGAACUGCGGUCCCUCAGCGUGCAAGGCUGUAAAAACAUCAAUCGGGAGCUCGUCCACGGCAUCGCCAAGAUGCCAACUUCCCUCCCCCACUUCGCGUAUUUGGAUCUGUCUUGGGUGGAUGACGUGAUGACGACCGAUAUUGCCGCGGCCGUGUCGGCACAUCCGCUCUUGACGAUCAAGGGGUACUUUGGUGACUUGUAUGACGACAGCGACAAAUACCACGAGCAUUAGGAUGUAUAGAUUGUCAUUAACCAGAAAAAGCAAGGUG
Messenger RNA from Aphanomyces astaci, 1419 nucleotides. RefSeq lists its product as hypothetical. NCBI's taxonomy places the organism in Eukaryota, Oomycota, Saprolegniomycetes, Saprolegniales, Verrucalvaceae. Bases 18 to 1382 code for a protein of 454 amino acids. Gene Ontology annotation, biological process: SCF-dependent proteasomal ubiquitin-dependent protein catabolic process. The record is from RefSeq and is a predicted model, not a curated record. Gene Ontology annotation, molecular function: protein binding. The transcript has 7 exons. Gene Ontology annotation, cellular component: SCF ubiquitin ligase complex.